Varanus komodoensis (Komodo dragon) is the source of this 1950-nucleotide messenger RNA. It is a transcript of the gene DECR2, whose product is annotated as 2,4-dienoyl-CoA reductase 2. Gene Ontology annotation, molecular function: 2,4-dienoyl-CoA reductase (NADPH) activity. The transcript is spliced from 10 exons. Gene Ontology annotation, biological process: fatty acid catabolic process. The record is from RefSeq and is a predicted model, not a curated record. Lineage: Eukaryota; Metazoa; Chordata; Lepidosauria; Squamata; Varanidae. The coding region runs from base 59 to 955 and encodes 298 amino acids.
GCGCAGGCGCACUGUUGCGAGACGAAGUACGGGACUGGACAGAGCUAUCGAAGAAGCCAUGUCUCAGCUGGGCUUUGCGUGUCAGCCUCCUCUUGAUGUCGACAGGGAUGACUGUCUCCAGGAGUAUUCCUACCUCUUCAGUCCUGACAUUCUCAAGGGCAAAGUUGCAUUCAUCACAGGAGGUGGCUCUGGCAUUGGCUUCCGCAUAGCUGAGAUUCUGAUGAGGCAUGGCUGCCAGACGGUCAUUGCCAGCAGGAACCUCCAGAAACUGACCAAGGCUGCCCAGAAACUCUCAGCAGCCACUGGACAGAGAUGUCUCCCCCUCUCUAUGGAUGUCAGGCAACCACAGAUGAUCACGGCAGCUGUGGAUGAGGGCCUAAAGGCGUUUGAGAGGAUAGAUAUCCUUGUUAACAACGCUGCUGGCAACUUCCUGUGCCCAGCCAGCUCUCUGUCCUUCAAUGCCUACAAAACUGUGAUUGAGAUCGACACUCUGGGAACUUUCAAUGUCUCCAAAGUCCUGUACGACAAGUGCCUUCGCGACCGUGGAGGAGUCAUUGUAAACAUCACCGCAACCCUAAGCUACAAGGGCCAGGCUCUCCAAGUGCAUGCUGGGACAGCUAAGGCAGCCAUAGAUGCAAUGACAAAACAUCUGGCUGUGGAAUGGGGACCGAACAAAAUCAGAGUGAACAGCCUGGCACCGGGUCCCAUUCUGGGCACAGAGGGACAUCGGCGUCUAGUACCCCCUCAGCUGGAGGAAGGAAACCUCUACAAAACGAUCCCUCUUCAGCGGGCAGGGAAUAAGACGGAGAUUGCCCAUGGCGUCCUGUACCUGGCCAGCCCCUUGUCCUCCUACGUGACUGGCACAACGCUGGUGAUAGACGGCGGGAGCUGGAUGACCUCUGCGAACAACUUCCCGUCACUGUUGGGUAUUGCCUCAAACUCUGCUAAGCUCUAGAUUUCUGGACCACUGAAUUAAAGAAAGAUAAAUGAAAGACCCUCAGAGCCUCAUGGAGAGGCUGCUACUGCUCAGAUGCUUCUCCACGAAUAUCUGUGUGCAGCCAAAGGUGGCAGCCACCCAACUUCUCUAGCUGCAAAGUAAUUUAGUUGACAGAGGGAAUGACAAUCUUUAAGAUUAUUCUCCUUGGUGUCAAGAAGAGGAAGUUUUGAUUGAUAGCACAAGGACGUGGACAUUACAGAGUGUCCUAUAUUCUUUCAGCCACCUUUGCCAUAUUUUCAGCUCUCUGUUCAAUUUCAAAUUAAGUACUUGGUGACAUAGAACAGCUGCCUGGCAUGGCAGCAUAGAAGAAAGGGAUGUCCCAUCUGUACCUCUCAAUGACAGGAGUACAUUUGACUUGGUUUAAAUUUUCCUUUUUUACAAAUUCCACAUUUUCUGCCUCAUCCAUGAGGUUUGCCAUCCAAGCCUUUCUCAAGAAAGGCGUGUUCAUGUGUGCACAGGCAUGCAGAUGUGGUUAAUAUUUUCCCAUCAGCCUGAAUUGUCUGUGUCCAGUCACCACAAUUUCAGACCAAACUGCCAAUUUCACAUGUUUGUACAUUUAUGUUAGCUAAAAUAACCCCUCUGCCUCAUAAAUUCAAUUUGUAAUCCUUGUAGUUUGUCAAAAUUUUGUUUUCGAUAUGGGAUCACUUUCUAAAACAACAGCCAGGUACCGUGGGGGUCCUUUGCUCACGGGAAAGGGGUUUUCCCCUCUUGAUUAUCGUGUGCAUUAUGUUGCACUCACUAAAUCAUAACUCUGCCCCAAGGCACCAUUGGAUAAAUGUGUCAUUGAAGGGUGUGGAACUUAAGUCAGCCAUGCUGGGUAAGGUUGAUGGGAGAUUGAAGGACAAGGCUCUUAGUGUAGCUGUACAAUUUUGCAUACUUGGAAACAAAUGUGACAAUUACACGUACUAAUUUUCUUACAUUUCCAAUAAAUGCACCUACAGAUAACAAAUUCA